Molecule: messenger RNA, 1838 nt
Organism: Lotus japonicus
Lineage: Eukaryota; Viridiplantae; Streptophyta; Magnoliopsida; Fabales; Fabaceae
Product: probable flavin-containing monooxygenase 1
Exons: 5
Coding region: 110-1696 (528 amino acids)
Molecular function (GO): NADP binding; N,N-dimethylaniline monooxygenase activity; flavin adenine dinucleotide binding
Source: RefSeq, a predicted model, not a curated record
CCUCAACUAGUGAGUAGUGACAUGUAUAUCUUCACUUGCAUAUCGGUGGUUGCAAUGAAAAAAUAAGGCUAAAAAAAAUCCCUAUCUCUUAUCAGUUUAGGCAGGUGCAAUGGAGAGCAGCUGCAAGAGGGAGGUGGCCAUCAUAGGUGCAGGUAUUAGUGGCCUUCUAGCGUGUAAGUACAUCCUCGCCAAAGGCUUCCAUCCAAUUGUUUUUGAGGCCAAAAGCAGCAUUGGAGGAGUGUGGACCAAAACCUUUGAGACCACAAAACUCCAAACUCCCAAAUCACUCUUUCAAUUCUCUGAUUUUCCAUGGCCAUCUUCUGUAACUGAAGAAUUCCCCGACCAGCAUCAGGUGCUGAGUUACAUUACAGCUUAUGCUCACCACCAUGACCUGCUCAAGCAUAUCAAGUUCAAUUCUCAAGUCCAAGGAAUUCACUAUGAAGGCCCUCCUUUUGAAGAGAUGCAGGCGUGGCAUCUCUGGGGUGGAACAGGUGACCCUUUCACCUCCAAAGGAAAAUGGACACUUUCAGUCAAGAAUACCCAACUCCAACUGGAUUCAAAUUCAACUCAGGUAUAUAGUGUAGAUUUUGUGAUUCUAUGCAUUGGUCGGUUCAGUGAUGUUCCCAACAUUCCAGAAUUUCCUCCAAACAGUGGUCCAGAAAUCUUCCAAGGGAAGGUGAUACACUCCAUGGAGUAUGCCUCCAUGGAUGAUCAAAGUGCAGCAGAGCUCGUCAAAGGAAAGCAAGUCACCAUUGUUGGAUUACAGAAAUCUGCUCUAGACAUUGCAAUGGAGUGCUCCGCAGUAAAUGGGGUUAAGUAUCCUUGCAGAGUCCUGUACAGAACAGAACACUGGCACAUUUCAGACUACUUUCCAUGGGGCGUACCUUUGGCUAAUUUGUAUCUCAAUCGUUUCUCAGAACUCAUGGUUCAUAAGCCUAAUGAAGGCUUCCUGCUCAGUGUCCUUGCCACUGUUCUUGCACCUCUGAGAUGGGCAAUCUCGAAAUUUGUUGAAAGUCAUAUAAGAAGGAAGCACGGUUUGGCAAAGUUUGGGAUGGUACCAGAUCACAGCUUCCAUCAAACAGUGAAUUCUUGUUUGUUUUCAACGGUGCCGGAAAAAUUCUAUGAGAAAGUGGAAGAGGGAAGUAUCAUGUUGAAGAAAGCUCCCAGGUUUUGGUUCUGCAAAGAGGGCGUUUUGGUUGAUGGAGAAGAAGCCUCUACCUCGCCCUUGAAGACAGAUUUGGUCAUAUUAGGUACUGGGUUCAGGGGUGACAAGAAGCUCAAAGACAUGUUCGUGUCUUCAUAUUUUCAAAACCUUAUAGCGCCCUCUCCAAAUGCAAGUACUCCAUUAUAUAGGGACUGCAUCCAUCCCCAGAUUCCACAAGUGGCAGUGAUUGGAUUCGCGGAAAGUGCUUCUAAUUUGUUUACCUCAGAGAUUCGGUGCCGUUGGGUUGCGGAGCUAUUGGAUGGGACAUUCCAAGUGCCAAACAUUGAGGAGAUGAAGAAAGAUGUGAAGGAAUGGGAGGAAUACAUGAAGAAAUACUCGGGGCCAUACUACACGAGGUCAUGCAUAGUAGGCUUGCACAUAUGGUACGCUGAUCAACUAUGCAAGGACAUGGGAUUGAACCCUAAACGAAAGAAAGGACUGCUCGCUGAGCUAUUUCAGCCUUAUGGCCCUUUGGAAUAUUCUUCUUCUUAAUCCAUGUUGGUUGUAAAACAUGCAUAACCAUCAUCAACACUCCCGCUAUGAGAGUGAUGUUAGAUUUAUUUAUAAUUAACUCUCUUUUUUUUUUUAUGUGGAUUAACAUUAUCAAUUAAUUAGAAUAUAUUUUGUUUGGUCA